AUGUCAUCCCUUGCCGUACUCGCAGAGUACGCACUCAGAUGUGUCCUGCUUGUGAUUGAAAUAGCUAUCCUCCUUGGGCUCUUUCCGGGAUUGCCAGGUACAAUGGCUUAUUUUGCCUGGGUCACACAUGAGCGCCUUUGGCCUGUCCUAGAUGGAACUGAGCUUGCUCACGAAGCGCGAGAAGUCUUUGCAUACCUCAUCUUCGACACAAUAUUUCUCACAGCGCUGAUCUGGGGGAUAAUUCCCUACUUCAGCAUCCCAAAAGCCUCCUACAAUCGGUGGUUGAGUUAUGCUUCGGGUGCCUUCAAUGUGCUUCUCUUAGCUUUCACCACGUUAUCUCUCAGGGCAGCCGUUUUAACGUGCAUGUGGGGGCGCAAAUUCCAGUCGACAGCCAGCCUUUCGCCCUUUGCAAGACAGUGCCAGGCCAACUCAAUCUUUCUGAGUACGCUUUUGUUUCUAGGCUAUUCCUUGGCCCUUAUCCUUUUGGUAUACACUGCGAGGUUCGGCCUUCCCUCACUCAUUCGACAAAUGCUGAACGAAACGCGUGAGCUUUUACACCAUGUGGGCGUAGAAGAGAAAAAAACACAGACGAAAAGGAUGACAUCAUAG
Messenger RNA from Ilyonectria robusta, 609 nucleotides. RefSeq lists its product as uncharacterized. The transcript has a single exon. NCBI's taxonomy places the organism in Eukaryota, Fungi, Ascomycota, Sordariomycetes, Hypocreales, Nectriaceae. The coding region runs from base 1 to 609 and encodes 202 amino acids. The record is from RefSeq and is a predicted model, not a curated record.